Molecule: messenger RNA, 1051 nt
Organism: Helianthus annuus (common sunflower)
Lineage: Eukaryota; Viridiplantae; Streptophyta; Magnoliopsida; Asterales; Asteraceae
Exons: 5
Coding region: 478-945 (155 amino acids)
Source: RefSeq, a predicted model, not a curated record
UCAUUGAAGGGGGCCAAGUUGAAGGAUCUUCACAGAUUACACCAGCUUCGUUGUCCAGUCAAACUGUUUACUCUUCUCAUGAAGAAUUCCUGAAGAAGUACGAGAGAAAGUCUGUCGAAGAGAUUUGGGACGUCGCCGUUGUAAGUCAUCGUUGUUUAUUUUUUUGUAGUAUUUAUGUUCCAGAUUUCAAGUUAAACAAUACUUUAUUUGCAAGAAUCUGUCUUUGUUGUUCUUGGUACUAUAAGGUCCGUUGAGGAAGAUUUUGGAUGGUUUUAUGUUGGGUGUUCCAAGUGUAGCAAGAAGGUGAUUCCUGCUUCUGAUCAUGUUGGUGGCCUUGAUGAUAUAGAUGCAGAUGACGCUGCAUCUGAUGAUGGUGUACUUUACUGUCCUAAGUGUAAAAUCCGUUCUCCAACAACUAUCCUUAGAUACAAGAUACGUGUGAGGGUUCAAGAUGCAACUGGCACUAUAUCUUUUGUUAUGUUUGACAAGGAUGUUUCCAAAGUUAUUGGGAGGUCUGCUCGUGAUAUACAUGAUCAACAGCUUAGGGAUGGAGAGGAAAAUGUCUGCCCAAGGGAAGUUAAACAGUUGGUCGGCAAGAGAUACAUUUUCAAAAUUGAAAUUUCAACUUUCAAUCUGACGUCCAACUAUCAUGUUUAUACUGUAUUGAAGCUAUGUGAUGACAAUGAAAUAAUAAAAGUCAUGUUGCAAGAUGAUGCCGCCGAGCAGGAUGUGGAAGAUGUCAAUUCUGAACCCGCAUCUGGAUCCUUUACGUGUUUCAAGGAGGCCUUUUCUUUUACCGAAGACUCGGAAGUACCAACUGAUGCUGCCAAUGAUGAUGCCACAAGUCCUCAAGCUGCUAAACGUUCAAGUGAUGUUUCAAAAGAUGAAAAUGGCGACUCUUCUUCAACAAAACGAAGGCUUCUGAAUGUCAAACUCGAGAAGUGAACGUUAUUUUAUUCUGAUUAUAUGUUUGUUUUUUUGGUAUUAAUCGUUGAACAAUUUAAUUUUGCUACUUUCUCUGUAUAUUUUAUAUGCAAGUUCCGAACAAUUA